Dreissena polymorpha is the source of this 1828-nucleotide messenger RNA. Its product is annotated as alpha-amylase-like. Lineage: Eukaryota; Metazoa; Mollusca; Bivalvia; Myida; Dreissenidae. The record is from RefSeq and is a predicted model, not a curated record. The transcript is spliced from 9 exons. Gene Ontology annotation, molecular function: alpha-amylase activity; cation binding. Gene Ontology annotation, biological process: carbohydrate metabolic process. Bases 125 to 1690 code for a protein of 521 amino acids.
CGGCCAGUGUGUACCAUAUUCCCUUAGCGAUAAGGCCCUCACUGACGACACACAUGUGUUUGAAUCAGUAUAAAAGCAGAAGGACUUAUAUAACAGUUUCACUGGAGUAAGCACUACUGACACUAUGUUUCCGCCGUGGAUUUUCACGAUCGCGUACCUGAUUCAUGGUGCGCUUGCAGGCCCAUACAGCGAUCCCCACUGCGGGGCAGGACGAGAUACGAUAGUGCACUUGUUUGAGUGGAAAUUUUCGGACAUCAAAGCGGAAUGCGAGCGGUUCCUGGGACCCCUAGGAUUCUGUGGCGUUCAAGUAAGCCCUAUAGCCGAGAACGCAGUGGUGACCGAUCCUUACAGACCUUGGUAUGAACGCUACCAGCCCGUUAGUUACAACAUCAUAACUCGCAGCGGCAAUGAGCAACAGUUCAGAGAUAUGGUGUCCACUUGCAACAAAGCCGGAGUGAGAAUCUACGUAGACGUUGUCUUCAACCACAUGACCGGCAGUUACACAGGGCAUGGAACAGGAGGAAGUAGCUUCGACGGUGGCGCAUGCAGGUUCCCUGGUGUACCAUAUGGACCAAACGACUGCAAUGCUGGAGACAACUGCCACACGGGCGACGGCAGCAUUCACAAUUACGGAGACCCCGAGGAAGUUCGAAACUGUCGUCUCUCCUCGAUGGCCGAUUUGCGACUUGGCUCAGAUUACGUGCGGGACAAAAUUGCUGGUUUUCUGAACCAUCUGAUUGAUUUUGGAGUUGCUGGAUUCCGAGUUGAUGCUGCCAAGCACAUGUGGCCCGGCGAUCUUGGCGCUGUUUUUGCCAGACUUCACAAUCUCCGUGGCGACACGUUUGGAUCUGGAAAAAAACCGUUCGUCGUCCAAGAGGUCAUUGAUAUGGGCGGCGAACCAAUCAAAAUGAGCGAGUACUUCGGAACUGGUCGUGUUACGAACUUUAUUUAUGGAGUCAAGUUAGCCGACGUGUUUUUGCGCCACUCUAACCAAGCAAAGUGGCUGAGCAAUUUCGGCGAAGGUUGGGGCAUGCCGAGUACCAACGACGUCCUCGUGUUCCUUAAUAACCAUGACAACCAACGUGGGCAUGGAGGUGGUGGUGGUCCUAUUACUUUCCGUCAGCCAAAGGAGAUGAAAAUCGCCACUGCCUUCAUGCUGGCCCAUCCGUACGGUUUUCCGAGAGUCAUGAGUAGCUACGACUGGCCCGUCAACUAUCAAAAUGGCAAUGACCAAAACAACUGGAUGGGCCCCCCUCACAAUGAUGACAUGGGAACUAAGGAUGUCCGUAUUAACCCCGAUAAUACCUGUGGUGAUGGAUGGGUAUGCGAACACAGGUGGCGACAAGUGUACAAUAUGGUUGCCUUUCGAAAUGUGGUGGCCGGAACUCCUAUACAGAACUGGCAGGCUCUAGGCGAUAAUCAAAUAGCUUUCUCACGGGGAAACAAAGGUUUUAUCGCCAUCGUUGGCGAUGGAAGUCAUAUGAACAGCGAUCUAAACACCGGUCUGUCAUCGGGAGAUUACUGUGACGUCAUAUCGGGAAAUUACGAAAAUGGCGCGUGCACCGGAAAGACCGUGCACGUUGAUGGAAGUGGGCAUGCGCAUUUCAGCAUCAACGGCCAAUCAGACGAACCAGUUGUGGCCAUUCAUAUAGGUGCAAAAUUAGGGAGCCCAAAGAAGGUGACAACCUAGGUUCGAAAAUUAAAGCCUUGCAUUAAGUACCAUGUUUUGUUUGUGUGUGUUCGUUUUUAUGUUAACACGUUUUCCUCUUUGUUGCACGAUGUUCUGUAUUACCAUGUAGUCGUUGUGACAAUAAAUAAGUUAACCGUA